UUCCCUCUGAUUCUGCGGUUUCACCGAUACCCUCCUCUCCUCGAACCUCCCCGCUCCUGCCUCGUCUUCUUUUACCGGGCGCCGCGCGGUCGGAUGCACCCAGCUCUUCGUGCCGACGGAGCGUUGGCACUCGAGGCGACCGCAGGCCCAGAGGUGGGGAGCCUCGGCCUCCUGGUGCCGGCGCUGCCGCCCGAGCCAGUGGUGAUCCGGAAGGUUCGGCCCGGCGGUUGGGCCGACCGCAGUGGGCUGCGGCCCGGCGACGUGCUCGCCGAGGUGUGCGGCCAGGCCCCCGCGGACAUGGCCGCCACGGCCUUCGUGGCCGCCAUGGAGGCGCGGCCGCUGCGCAUGGUGUUCUUCAGGCGGCCGGCCGUGCCGUCGCCGCGCGGCGAGGACGACGCCAGCGAGCACUGUCACACUGCAACGGGCUCGACCUCAGAGGACGUCGCCCAGCAGGUCGGCGACAGGAGGAGGAGGCUGUCUUCAUCCUCGUUCGACGACGAUGACAACGACGUCUUCGACAUGACGGCCUUAACGCCUCCGUCGCCAACUCGCGGCUCACCAGGGCCUCGCAGGCUGAGCGCGUGGUACUGCGAUGACGCCGAGGGCAAGGCGGCCUCCGAGGAGGGUGGCGCGCAGCGCGCGCGGCGAAGCAGCCUCGGCGACUGGUACCUCGACGGGCAGGAGCGCCCCGAGACGAGCACGGAGCUGACCGUCGUGUACCAGAUGUGGCACGAGAGCCGGGCCAACGAGAUCACCGGUUACGGGUCCGCGAGCAGUUCAUGCGCGGCGGGCAGCUCUUUCCUCCAGAAAGGCGCUGCGGCGGCCGAGUCGAGGCGGCUGAAGUGGUGCGCGGCGGCCGAGGAGGAGGAGGCGCUCGCCGUGUCCUUCGCGCGUGCGCUGCGCAGCGAGGACGCCGACGAGGUGGCGGAGAUAGUCGCCAAGGCAGAGGCCGCGGGGGUGCUGGCGGACGCCGUGGAGGAAGCCCGCGGCUGGUUGGAAGGCCUGCGCCGCGCCGCGGCCGUGAGCCCCUCCGCCCUCGGCGAGGGCGAGGAGGCCGUCGAG
Molecule: messenger RNA, 1062 nt
Organism: Prorocentrum cordatum
Lineage: Eukaryota; Dinophyceae; Prorocentrales; Prorocentraceae
Source: the annotation of a GenBank genome assembly